Molecule: messenger RNA, 502 nt
Organism: Amphimedon queenslandica
Lineage: Eukaryota; Metazoa; Porifera; Demospongiae; Haplosclerida; Niphatidae
Product: transmembrane protein 33 homolog
Exons: 3
Coding region: 99-365 (88 amino acids)
Cellular component (GO): membrane
Source: RefSeq, a predicted model, not a curated record
UUAUUAGUAAAUUAUUAGUAAUCUCAAGAUGGGCUUCAGUAAACCAGCCCCCAAUCCAUAGGUUCAUUGCUUAUUGUGAAGUGUUCACAUUUCCUAUUAUGCUAUGGGAGAUACUAGCUGGUCAUAUGUUCAUUCUUGCUCCUUUGUUUUAUUAUAAUUUUCUAAAAAUGAGAUACACCUCAAGGAGAAAUGGCAGUGUUAAGAUGGUAUUUAGUGAGCUCCAUACUUCUGCCUGUUUCAUUGCUGCUCACAGAAACUGUCCCACAAUUAUAUCCAGUAUCAUUUAUAAAAUGGACUCUGUCAUAUCAAGACUAAACCCAAUAGUAACUACAACUACUCCUCCUCCUCCUCCUCGAACAGAGUGAAGAGAGAGAGAGAGGGAGGGACAGUGUGUACGUGUAUAUGUAUUAAUAAUACGAUAAUUUGUAUGUGGCAUACGUUUAGUAAUUUUUUGUUUUAUUUUUAUUUAAAAAGAGAGAAACUGUUUGUAGAGAUAGAGAGA